GAGGAUGCAUUCAGAGCACGCAGAAGUGGCAAGCACAGGAAAAGGAGCAUCGCCGGGCGGAGGCCGGGCCAGAAGCGAGCGGGGAGGAGCCAGAGCCGGAGCGGCGCUGGCCGCGGCCGGGGCGCGGGGCAGGCGGCGGCGUGCGGCUGCGGGAGAGAUAAAUGAGGAGUCACAGCGAGGAGGCGAUUGCAGCCAAGGGCACGGAGCAGCCCCUGCCGAGGGAGCUGCCGGCGGGGAGCAGGGCGAGUCCGGCGGCUCGGGCCGCCGCCCCGCAGCAGCGCUGACUCCGGGGCGCAGCUGCUGCUGCUGCUGGCUCCUUCUGCAGCCAUGGCAUCCAAUGGCACAUUCCUCGCCUGCAACAGCCUCAAAGAUGACAAGGACCUGAAGUUCCUCCUGAAAGGCAGCCAGCUGCUGAAAGUGAAGUCAAGCUCCUGGAGAAAGGAGAGGUUCUAUAAGCUCCAGGAGGACUGCAAAACCAUAUGGCAGGAGUCAAAGAAGGUGCUGAGAUCCCCAGAGUCACAGAUCUUCUCCAUUGAAGAUAUCCGGGAUGUGAGGUCAGGCCAUAAAACAGAAGGUAUGGAAAAAUACGCCAAGGAUGUCCCAGAGUAUCGCUGCUUUUCCAUCAUCUUCAAAGACCAGCGGAAAAACCUGGACCUUAUUGCGAGUUCAGAGGAUGAUGCCAACCACUGGAUUGCUGGCCUUGGGAAAAUCAUAGCCCACAGCAACUCCAUGAACCAGAAACAGAAACUCCAACACUGGAUUCACACCUGCCUGAGGAAAGCUGACAAAAACAAAGACAACAAGAUGAGCCUGAAAGAGCUCAAAGACUUCCUGAAAGAAGUGAACAUUGAAGUCGAUGACUACCAUGCCAAGAAGAUUUUCCAGCACUGUGACAAGUCCAAAACAGAGGCUCUGGAGGAUGAUGAGAUAGAGGAAUUUUACAAGAUACUGACAGAAAGGAAGGAAAUAGACAGCAUCUUCCAAAUGUACUCGAACCCAGAAGGGUUCAUGUCCUGCCAGAACCUGGUGAGGUUUCUCUAUGAGGUGCAGCAGGAAGAAGAUGCUGUUGUUGCUGCCCCUGCCUUAAUUCAGAGAUACGAGCCCAACGAAAGAGCCAAGAGGGGCAACGCCAUGACCAAGGAUGGUUUCCUGAUGUACCUGCUGUCAGACGAGGGGAACAUAUUCAACCCCUCCCACCGGAAAGUUUACCAGGACAUGACCCAACCUCUCAGUCACUACUUGGUGUCAUCCUCACACAACACCUAUCUCAUGGAAGACCAGAUCACAGGGCCAAGCAGCACAGAGGCCUAUAUCAGAGCCCUGACCAAAGGCUGUCGCUGUGUGGAGCUGGAUUGCUGGGAUGGCCCCAACUCAGAGCCCGUCAUUUAUCAUGGCUACACUCUCACCUCCAAGAUCCUCUUCAGCGAUGUCAUUAAGGCCAUCAAGAACUAUGCAUUCAAAACCUCACCAUACCCUGUCAUCAUCUCCCUGGAGAACCACUGCAGCGUGGAGCAGCAGAAGGUCAUGGCCCAGCACAUGACCACCAUCCUGCAGGACAUGCUCUUGGUUGCCCCAGUCGAUGGAAACAAAUCCCAGUUCCCCUCCCCAGAGCAAUUGAAAGGGAAGAUCCUGGUGAAAGGCAAGAAGCUGAGCAGGCAGGAGGACCCCAUCAAUGGGAACAACAACCUGGAGGCUGAGGAUGUCUCUGAUGAAGAUGAAGCUGCUGAAAUUGAAGAUGAAUCUGUGAAAACCAAGGUAGAGCAGAAGGGAAAGAGUGACACCUUGAAGCUGGCCAAGGAGCUGUCAGACACAGUUGUCUACUGCAAGAGUGUCCACUUUGAAGGCUUUGAUGACCCCAACCAUCCUCGGGCUUUCUACGAGAUGUCGUCGUUCUCGGAGAGCAAAGCUCUGAAACUGGCCCAGGAGUCUGGAACCAGUUUUAUUCACCACAACAUCAGGCACCUGAGCCGUAUCUACCCUGCAGGCUGGAGGACGGAUUCUUCCAACUACAGCCCCGUGGAGCUGUGGAACGUCGGCUGCCAGAUCGUUGCCCUAAAUUUCCAGACAGCAGGCACAGAAAUGGAUGUGUACCAGGGUCGGUUCCAGGACAAUGGGUUUUCUGGGUAUGUCUUAAAGCCGGAAUUCCUCCGGGAUGAACAAACCAAAUUCAAUCCAAAAUCCAUCACAGAAGGAACAUGGGGGACAAAGAAGAAGCUGCUGCUUAAAAUAAUCUCUGGUCAGCAGCUGCCAAAGGUGAACAAAAGCAAAAACUCCAUUGUGGAUCCCAAGGUAACAAUAGAGAUCCAUGGUGUCCAGCAGGACAACAGCAAGAAGCAGACCAAAGUCAUCGAAAACAAUGGCUUUAACCCAAACUGGAAUGAGGAGUUUACAUUUGACAUAGAGAUCCCUGCACUCGCCUUGGUCCGGUUUGUGGUGGAAGAUUUUGACAUGUCGACCAAGAAUGACUUCAUCGGGCAGUACACCCUUCCCUUCACGAGUCUGAAGCAAGGUUAUCGCCACAUCCAUCUCCUGACCAAGAACGGAGACCCUUACUCCUCCUCCACCCUCUUUGUCUAUGUCAAUAUCCAGGACUGUGAUUAGCAGCCUGGCUCCUCCAGGCCACCGUGGGCCUCCUCACAGACCUGAAAGGAAUUCAGUGUGUGAGCCCUGCCAGUGCCAGGGUCAGUCCCCAGCACCUCCCCUGGAGCAGCGCUCGGUGCUCCGUUAGGACUCCGAUGUGAAACAGCCAUCGACCUUCUCCCUGCUGCUGGAAACAUCCUAAUGCUGCUGUUGAGAUUAAUCCUUUUGUACCUGUUCAACCAAUCCAGCUGUGGUUUUAGUUCACUUUAUUUUUUUUUUUUUUUUAAUGUUGCUUUUAGCGAGAGGAUAGGGACUCCUUUUUUUAGUGAACUCUUGGGUUGGGCUUGGUCAGGCAUCUGGGCAAAGCACCCAACAUCUGUGCAAGGAAAAGUCUCCCUCAGCACUGCAAUCAGUGGCCAGGUGCCAGGUGGCUUCUUGCAACUGCAGGUGUCAGCCAUCCUUCACCACAUGAAGUCCUAAACGGGGACACGAUUCCCCUCCUUUCUGUUACAGAUUAAAAAAGAAAGCUGCACUACAAAGCCCCGUGUUAUGUAACCCGAGUUUCCUUUUGUGUUGCAAUAAAAAAUACAUGAGCACU
Molecule: messenger RNA, 3178 nt
Organism: Lonchura striata (white-rumped munia)
Lineage: Eukaryota; Metazoa; Chordata; Aves; Passeriformes; Estrildidae
Gene: PLCD1
Product: phospholipase C delta 1
Biological process (GO): lipid metabolic process; intracellular signal transduction
Cellular component (GO): plasma membrane
Molecular function (GO): calcium ion binding; phosphatidylinositol-4,5-bisphosphate phospholipase C activity
Source: RefSeq, a predicted model, not a curated record